CUAACGGCACGGGUGUCAUCAUGUUAGCUACAUGGCUAACUAGUGAGAUUUUCUCAAGCUGAAAAAAAUUCCUUGAAGUUAUUGCAGAGCCUUGAACAUUUGCUGAAUAUUUCCUGAAUAUUUCGUCAUUACUGCUUCACGGUUAAUUCCUUAAACUUACUCUGGAAUUAUUCCACAGCAGCCGGUGAGCUAAGUGCUAACAGCUAAGUGCUAACGGCUAACAGCGCAGCGGUCUGCAUGCGUUACUGCUAAACAGUGGAUUAAGAUGGAGCUGCAGGCGGUGCUGAUGGCCGCUGGUGGUGGGUCGCGUAUGAUGGACCUGACCUACAACACGCCUAAACCUUUACUGCCUGUGGGCAACAAGCCGCUCAUCUGGUACCCACUCAGCCUGCUGGAGAGAGCUGGCUUUGAAGAGGUCAUAGUGAUCACCACGAAAGAGGUGCAGAAAGCACUGAGCGCCGAGCAGCGAGUGAAGCUGGACGUGAAGAUGAAGCUGGACGUGGUGUGCAUCCAGGAGGAAGCGGACAUGGGGACCGCCGACGCCCUGCGACACAUUCAGCAGAAGAUCAAGACAGACAUCCUGGUGGUGAGCUGCGACCUGAUUACAGACGUGGCACUGAACGAGGUGGUGGAUCUUUUCCGAGCCCACAAUGCCACGCUUUCUAUGCUCAUGAGCAAAGUGCAUGAAUUCACCGAGACCGUCCCAGGGCAGAAAGGAAAGAAGAAAGCAGGAGAGCAGCGGGACUUUGUGGGAGUGGACGGCACCGGGAAGCGGCUCCUCUUCAUGGCUAAUGAAGCAGACCUGGAGGAAGGGCUUGUCAUCAGGAAGGCCAUCAUGCGCAAACACCCCAGGAUGCACAUCAAGACAGGCCUCCUGGACGCUCACCUGUACUGCUUUAAGAGAUCCGUGGUUGACUUUUUAGUCGACAACAAGUCUAUCUCUUCACUGCGGGGGGAGCUGGUGCCAUAUCUGGUGCGUAAGCAGUUCAGGAAGGUGUUAAACGUUCCGACUGAUGAGAAACAGACAGAACAGAAUCAGAAGAAAAAAGACGCAAGCUCUUCUCUAGAGAUCUUGAGCUCUGCUAAAGAUGAGGGGCUUCUGGAGUUUGCACGAGAUCGCUCCUGCUGGAACGAUCAUCGUGGCGAUAUGAGCGAGGCGUACCAUGGAGGAAACCUCCGUUGCUACGUGCACGUCAUGGAGGACGGCGUGUGUUACCGCGUCAACACGUUGGCCGCGUACGUGGAGGCCAAUCGCGUGGUUCCCAAACUGGUUGAAGAGCCUCAAGUUCACCCGUCUGCUGUAGUGUCUGAGAGAAGUCUCGUCGGAGGUGACAGCAUCAUCGGCGCGUUAAGCCAGAUAGCAGACAAAACAUCCAUCAAACGCUCAACCAUCGGCACGUCCACCACAAUCAAGGAGAAAGUCAAGAUAACAAACUCGAUCAUCAUGAAUAAUGUCACUAUUGAAGAAGGGUGUAACAUCCAAGGCAGUGUGAUCUGUAACAGUGCCACGAUCGGACGAGGUGCUGACAUUAAAUACUGUCUGGUGGGAAGCGGCCAGUGCAUCGAGCCAGAGGCCGAAAGGACCAACGAUGUCAUCGUCGGAUCGGAUCAGCUGAUGGAGAUCUAGAUCCAGGGAGAAGAUAUCUCAUGGGCUUGACAAGAUGGUCACCAAAGAAGCUUCAUCUUGGACACCUCAACUUUUUUUUUUUUUUUUUUUUUUUAA
This is a messenger RNA of Tachysurus vachellii, 1723 nucleotides long. It is a transcript of the gene eif2b3, whose product is annotated as eukaryotic translation initiation factor 2B, subunit 3 gamma. Gene Ontology annotation, cellular component: eukaryotic translation initiation factor 2B complex; guanyl-nucleotide exchange factor complex. The transcript has 12 exons. Gene Ontology annotation, biological process: biosynthetic process; cytoplasmic translational initiation. Bases 266 to 1627 code for a protein of 453 amino acids. Gene Ontology annotation, molecular function: translation initiation factor activity; guanyl-nucleotide exchange factor activity. The record is from RefSeq and is a predicted model, not a curated record. NCBI's taxonomy places the organism in Eukaryota, Metazoa, Chordata, Actinopteri, Siluriformes, Bagridae.